AUGAGCACCUCAGAAACCUAUGCUUGUUACAACGAUAAGUCUUAUCUCUCUUAUUUCCAGGAACGCACAACCUGUUAUUAUUACGAGUUCUUGAAUCUUUACCGUGAGAAUAUCGUCGCUUCGCCUCUAGCUUCAAAAGAAUGGAAUACUCUUGAAGCUAUCUGGAAUAAACGUUUUUCGGCU
Molecule: messenger RNA, 183 nt
Organism: Ambispora gerdemannii
Lineage: Eukaryota; Fungi; Glomeromycota; Glomeromycetes; Archaeosporales; Ambisporaceae
Source: the annotation of a GenBank genome assembly